GAAAAGGCCGAAAAUCUUUUUCAUUAUCCUCAAUGAUCAAUAAACACUGGAGAAAACUUUGCAACGGUGAUUGAAAGAUGAGCAUGGCAGUGAAAGGGUUUUUUUGCAAUCCAAAUGCAAGUAAAAUUGAAACCCACCAUCAUCUUCUUCGUCAAGUUUUAGCCAGGCAGUCAUUUCCUAUUUCUUCUUUUCCUUCAUAUCCGAUUCUAAACAACGACGACGACAAAAACAAAACACCCAUUCUUCGAACCCGAGCUGCAGCAGCAGCUGAGGAUAGCAAUUCGACUGUUAGCGUUUCAAGCACAAGCGACGUUAAAGGGUCAGGAACGACAGCGAGAGGGAGGAGACUUCUCAAGAUACGUGAAGAGAAGAGGAAACGAGAGUUCGACAGGCUUCACAAUUAUCCAUCAUGGGCCAAGGUACUCGAAAACGCUUGCAAAGACGAUGAGGAACUACGAGCGGUUCUUGGUGAUAGCAUUGGCGACCCUGAGCAAAUGAGGAAACGAAUUGAAGAGCGUGUUAGGAAAAAGGGUAGAGAUUUUAACAAGAAAAAGACGGGCUCUUUGCUUGCUUUUAAAGUCACCUUCCGAGAUUUUAAUCCACUUGAUUCCUAUAUAUGGUUCGAGUUAUACGGAUCACCUUCCGACAGAGAAGUCAAUCUCAUUGGCAGUGUUAUUCAGUCAUGGUAUGUCAUGGGACGCUUGGGUGCCUUUAAUUCCUCUAAUUUGCAGGUGGGAAAUGCUUCAAUGGAGUAUGAUCCCCUCUAUGAUGCAGAUAAGGGUUUUAAUGUGAUGCCAUCAUCGUUCCAUGAUAUCAGUGACGUUGAGUUUCAAGACAACUGGGGCCGUGUUUGGGUAGACCUUGGUACCUCGGAUUUCUUAUCCAUUGAUGUUCUCCUCAACUGCAUGACAGUGUUAAGUGCAGAUUAUUUAGGCAUUCAACAGAUAGUUUUCGGUGGUCGCCAGAUGGGUGAUUGGGAAGAGGGUAUGACAAACCCCGACUACGGCUACAAGUACUUCAAAAUCUGAACCAAACACUGAUCCAGAAUUGUCAGAAAACUAGAAGGGUUGAUCCACAAUGUUCCAAACAGCUUGUAAGUAACCACUGCAAAUGGAGGGAGUGAAAUUUCUUCUUUGUUGCUGCCUGUUCUUGAACCUGAUCAAAACCCCAAAUCCAAAAAAAAAGAUCUCAUACCAGACAAGAUUGAAAUUAACAACAACAACAAAAAACAUUGGAUUAAUUAUAGCAGUUGCUUUGAUUAUAUAUACCUGACAAUGGAUGGUAGGUAAGGAAACAUGCCGACAGUUCUUUCACAUUCGUUGCCAUUGGAAUUUGAUACACUGGAUACCUAAUCAAACAUAAGCAAACCAUUUUUAGACUUCACUAGAUUCAUAAAUACGAGUAUAUAUCUCGCAUUCGAAUAUACUCAAAAUACUUUGGACGGUUCAUGGAUAAAGUUAAUGAAUUAAUUUUUCA
Gossypium raimondii (Peruvian cotton) is the source of this 1476-nucleotide messenger RNA. RefSeq lists its product as uncharacterized. Lineage: Eukaryota; Viridiplantae; Streptophyta; Magnoliopsida; Malvales; Malvaceae. The transcript is spliced from 9 exons. The coding region runs from base 78 to 1028 and encodes 316 amino acids. The record is from RefSeq and is a predicted model, not a curated record.